This is a messenger RNA of Phoenix dactylifera (date palm), 664 nucleotides long. NCBI's taxonomy places the organism in Eukaryota, Viridiplantae, Streptophyta, Magnoliopsida, Arecales, Arecaceae. The record is from RefSeq and is a predicted model, not a curated record.
CAGACUUACCGUACCCGACGCCAGCUGGCCGGCGAGUUCCGAACCUCCCUUUCGCUCCUCCGGUCCAUCCAAACAUUUUCUUCUGAAAAAACAAAUAUUAAAUCGUCACCGGAGACUUUUCCUCCUCGCCAGAUGACGGGCAGCCGGCCAUCACAAAUCUCUCUCCCAAUCAUUCCUCCGCUCGCCCGCUCCACACUUCGCUACUCCCAAAUCCAGCGUCAUGGCAUCGCCGGCGGUCCUCCCCUUCAAGGGCAAGACCCGCCUCCCCAAGUCCGCCGUCCCGAGACGCUACGACCUGGCCCUCAAGCCCGACCUCGCCGCCUGCGUCUUCUCCGGCGCCGUCGACGUCCACCUCGACGUCGUUGAGGCCACCCGGUGCUUCGUCCUCAACGCCCUCGACCUCGAAAUCGACUCCGGUUCCGUCUCCUUCCGGACCGCCGAUCCUCACCCUAGGGAGCUACGGCCCAAGCAGGUCGUCCUCGAGGAGGAGGAUGAGAUUCUGGUGCUCGUCUUCGAUGAGAACCUCCCUCUUGGGAGGGGAGUUCUUGGAAUUAGGUUCUCCGGCGUUCUCAAUGACUACAUGCGGGGCUUCUAUAUAUCGAAGGAAAUUGGGCUGGGAUCAUUGUUCUGGAGAGAGUCACCUGAGUACAUUGAUGCAUGGUGA